GAGGUUUGUGGCAUGAAUGUUGUGGUGAAGGGUGCUCCUCUGUUUUAACUUAACAGCAUGAAAACUGAGUCACAGCAGUAAUAAGUGCAAGCAUUGGAUAUUUCUCGGUGUGUAGUUUGAUUAUUAGAUGUGCGUUAAUGUCUGACUGUGUGAACCUCACGCUAGUGUCUUAAAGAGAAGGAAGAAACACUGUGAGCAUGGCCCGACUUCUGCGGGGACUGUCCCUCCUCUCCAGGCUCGGGGCUCCGUCAGUGAGACCCCCGCUCUCUAUGACCGGCUGCCGGUUUGCGAGCAGAGGAGUCAGCCCGCCGGUGACGGACCGGAGCCUCGUGCACCGAGACAGAGCGUCACACAGAGCUCCGAGAUACAACCGGGAUAUGUCUGAUGAUGACUUUGGACCAGAGGAUGUAGAUGAUGUAGAAGACAAGCUCCAAGCCGUGGUGGAUGAGGAGAGAAGGAGGCAGAGGAAAGUGAAAUAUCACAUACUGAAAAAGAAGAUGACUCCAUCAGGAGCUCCACAGAGGAAGCUGACCUGGGAUGCUAUUGAGCAGAUCAAAUAUCUGAAGCGAGAGCAGCCAGAGGAGUGGACGAUGGAGCGUCUGGCUCAGGGCUUCUCUGUCACCCCCGAUGUCAUCCACAGAGUCCUCAAGAGCAAGUUUAUUCUCCCUCCUGGUAGAAAAGCCAAGCAGGAUACUAAAGUAUUGCUUGCACUGGGUCAGCAGGUGCUGCCUCCAGGUGGUGGGACAGUGCAGGACAGGCUGAAGCUGCCUGGAAAGCACACACUAGCUGCACUCCCUCCUGGAGGUGGUGAAGGUGCAGUGGUGCCUGUGGCUGACAGGACUUUGAUGCUUCGAGGUGAAGACUCUGCAGCCAAGAGUCCUGUCCCUGUUACUUUUCUGCCCACACAGUCCAGAGCCGGUGUUAGUGAAGAUGUCCAUGAAGAGGACAGCACUUCUUACACAAAUCCUACAGCGGCAGACGAAGUUGACGAGGAGAGCUGGGACGGACAGCUGCUGACGGACGAAGAUCUGGAAGAGUUUAUGGAAAUGGAAAAGCCUCGACCCGUGGUGCAAGUUGGGAAAGACUUCUUUGAUGCAGAGGGAACAUUUUUGUAUAGAAUCUAAGGACUUCCUGUGUUGAACUGUUGGAUAACAGUGUGUGGCAAUAAAACACAUAGAAAUAACCCACUCAGUGACUUUCAAAAUAGAUCAUUACUAGACGUGGGGGGAAAAAACGAUACAGCAUAGUAUUGCGUUAUUUUGCGUGGCAAUAUAUCAAUUCAUGAACGGAGGCUGUAGCAAGCUCACUUUUAGGAACAUACUGGAGAUACUGGUCUCAUAUGAAACUAGAAGAUCUAAGGAAUCUAUAGGCACCAAGUCAGGAUAUCAUGUAGGGAAAUAACGCUGCAAAGUUUGGCUAUUUUUAUGUUUCAUUCCAAAAAAAUCAGAGCAGUGAAAGUUAAAGUUUUUGAAAGUUUGAUAAAAUGCUGCAGUUGUUGUCGUCCAUACAUGUUUGAUAUCAGUUCAGUUCAGUUUGACUGAAUACUUUGUUGGUCAGUCUGUGGGUUUGACUCUCGUGGAGAAAUAAAAGGAGACUUUUUCACUUAUUUGACAAACAAUUUUUGAUUGAAUUUAAUCUUGAGGACACAAAAAAUGCAGUUAAACAGUUAAAUCACAAUAUAUUGUAUCACAAUACUCACCAUAUUGCAAAAUGCUUGAAAUCGCAAUAAUAUUGUAUCAUGACUCAAGUAUCGUGGGGCCUCUGGUGAUUCCCACCUCUACUAAAUUGACAAAAACGGUUUUGUAUUGUUCAUUUCAACAUUUGUUCCCACAUUUUGUUUAUAUAUUUUUUCUUUACCUUUUUUUACAUGCAUUUAGGAAUAAAUAUCGUAAUAAAUUGCAGCUUUUGUAAUUAAAGCAGAAGACACAAAUUAAUUGAAGCUGUACUUUACCCAUGUGCAUCCCUUUAAUAAACUCCAACUUGCUACCUGUAUAAACUGCCAAAGAAUUAAAUAUUGAUAUUAUUUUCCACUU
Centropristis striata (black sea bass) is the source of this 2033-nucleotide messenger RNA. It is a transcript of the gene ngrn, whose product is annotated as neugrin, neurite outgrowth associated. Gene Ontology annotation, cellular component: nucleus. The transcript is spliced from 3 exons. Bases 198 to 1124 code for a protein of 308 amino acids. The record is from RefSeq and is a predicted model, not a curated record. Lineage: Eukaryota; Metazoa; Chordata; Actinopteri; Perciformes; Serranidae.